Molecule: messenger RNA, 3936 nt
Organism: Prorocentrum cordatum
Lineage: Eukaryota; Dinophyceae; Prorocentrales; Prorocentraceae
Source: the annotation of a GenBank genome assembly
AUGGGCAAGCGUCCGUGCCCGCCCAAGGAGGCGACAUCCAGGGCUAAGGCCAAAGCCUCCCCGAAGGUCAGUGCACUGCCGGGGCCGCCGCAGCCGGCGGGCCUGAUGGAUGAUGGCGACGCCGCCAGCAAUGCCAAGUACCUGUCUGUGAUCGAUGAGCACGUCCAGCGGAUCCUCAGCCACCACUUGUUCGAAGGUAUUCGGGCGUUCGACCCGCUGCAGAUGGGCGCCAACACUGACCGCCACAACGCCGUCGGGAUGCGCAAGCCCAUUGAGAUUGGUGACGUGGUCAAUGCCAUGACUGGGGGCUCAGGCUCUGGAGCGGUCCCUGGCGGAGGCAACAUCUUCCGGGUGAUGUUCAAUUUCCAAGCCAACCCUGGGGUCCCGAUCAGCCUCAAGAAAGUGACCGAGCUGAGCGAGUACCACUACGCUCUUUGGGAGCGCCCGGGGCCUCCGUGCCUGCCCAUUCACGCGUUCCUCUCUGCCAGCAUCUCGGAGGAGACCCUCAAGGCCACGCUGGCUGCCGGGGAGCUGAAGCUGACUACGCCGCCGGAGUCCAUCCACGCGUGGGUGAUCGGCCUGGGGAACGCGAUUGCCAUGAAUCGGCCAGAGAAGGAUGAGUUGAAGCAGUGGUUGGAAUACGCGCUCUCCGCGGAAUUCACUUUCGCCAAACUGGAGUCCAUGGGCGAUGCUCAUUUCUCCGCCGUGCGCUCGCGUGAGAACUUGAGUGUCCACAAGCGGCUCAUGGGCCGCACCGCCCUCGGUCGCAUCCUCGAGGUGUCAAGCUUCAAGUCUCGGAAGGAGAAGCUCUUGGGGCCGAUGAGUUCCAAGGCAAUCGAGAUAGAGUACAAACAGCAUUGCAACAUCAAAGAUCCCGAGGAGCAGGUCACGGCCAACUUUGUGGACAACGCCCUCACCAUCGUCAAGCGCAUGCUCUCGAUCAGCGGAGUCAUGACCAUUCUGUCGGAAGCCGAGGACACCUGCGAGGCAACAGCCUUCGACAGCGUGAGCAAGCUGCACGCCGUCGUGUCGAAGGCGAAAACGCCAGCAAUGAUCAUUUGGACAGUUCGGAGCUUGUGGGACGAUCAUAAAUCCAAGACCCCUUUGAACAGAGUGGUUCCUGGAGUGCGCGACCUACUGGGCAAGACCACUGCUAAGGCAGAACCCAACGAUCGCGUCGGCAAGGUUGAGGUGUGCUGCUUCAAGCACACGGUGAAGACCUACCUCACUUCCACUUGGUUGGACAACUCGGACUUGCCAUCUCACGUCAAGGAAUCCUUUCGCACGUCCCUCUCUGAUCACGCCUCGUACCGCGCCAGCAACGGGCUCCCCGAUGAGGAGGCGCUCAUCUACAGCGACGCCUGCGAUGAGGGGGCGAUCAAGCCUGCGAUUCGGGCCAAGAAGGCCGUGUCGGAUAUGUUGACCUCGCCAGGCCUUGAGGAGCUCAUGAACGAGGCGGCGGAGGAUCUCCAGAAUGAGGCCAAGGGUGAUGGCUGCGGGAACGGCGACGACGAGGACGGCGGCGAUCUUCUAGACAUGGGCGAGGCGGAUGAGGUCCAGCUUUCCAUAGCAAUGAGCCCAGGUGCGACGGCGAACGAGGGCACCAUUCAGACCCCUGUCAAAAAGCAGUCCAUCAAUCACCGCCUUCUGUUGAACCCUCACAUGGCGCCGGAGACCGUGGAGCUGCUGAAGCCUUGCGACUCCGAGACGCUGGACAGCGUCGAGAAGGCGGCGUCCACCUUGAUGCGCACGCACUUGGCUUUCGUUGAGGACCAGCUCGAGGCGACUUUGGAGAAGGUCCACGCUGCCGUGUACCAGCCUGUCGCGCGGAAGACUCGCCAGGACGUCCCUGGCAAUGUGCCAGGCUUCAGCACCCACGUCGGGGUGAUCUACAGCGUCUCCUGCAGCGGCGAGGCCAUAACAAAUCCGAAGACGCGCUGCGCUCCCUACCGCAACGCCCACUACAAGCGGCUCAUGCACAUUGCCCUGAAGGUCCGAGGCAAAGCUUGCGGUGCGGACUACCAGGGCAUCAACCCUGCGGACUACAUCAUCCUGUUCAACGGCAACAAGGACGGUCUUGAUAACACCAUGAUGUCAGCCUUCAGAUGCGAGGACGGGACCAGCAUGCCGAGGAACAAGAUCUCCAAGAUGCUGCUCUUUGACGAGGAGACUGUCGCAGCGCGGAUGGACCGCGUCAGGGGCACCAUCAACCAGACCGAGACCUUCAACAUCGUGGCUGCGGACCCCGUGGCGCUCGCAGUCAAGAAGAAGCUCCACUUCCCGGGGACUGCGCGCGGCGUGAUUCUCGGCCCAGUCGCGCUGCCGAAGUACGACGACGCGGGCAUCUUCAAGCUGACCCAGGCAGAGAAGAAGAUCUUGUACGACAAGCACCGUACUGCAGUGGGUGGCCCGACCGAUGAUGGGCCCGACCCCGUGCCUGGCAAGGAUGAGAGGAUUCCGGUGUUCUACAAGUCCAUCCCCCAGGACGCCGCCGAGGAGAUCGCGCAUUGCCUGGACUGGACCUCCCUGGUGGACCUCACGCCCAACCAGGGCGUCUUCGCCAUGGUUGCGAUAAUGCUGAAGCUCUUGUGGGUGGGAGUGACCUUCAACAAGCUCCACGCGGAUCAGGCGGUGGCAAAUUGCGCCAAAGACACGACGCCGCAGGACCCUGGGAAACAGGACCCCAAGAGGCGCAAGAAGACGAGUCAGCAGCCAAAGCAGCCUAAGACUGUGCCGAAAGUGAGUCAAGAGGGCGCUGGUGAUAAGGAGGCGCUGCUUGCCAAGAUCAAGGCCCUCACAGGCAGCGGCCCGAGCGGGAGCAAGUGCGCCGCCGUCGAGAAGGGCAAGGGCACGGAUGAGCCGGAGGCGCGUGGCAAAGACAUCACCCGCCUGGGCGGCGACUGCGAUGGCCUCUGCUCUCACGCGGUGGCGCUGGAGAUGAUCAUCGGCAAAGACAGGAUCAGCCACGAAUUCGCCAGCGAGAUUGACCAACAAACCCGCGCCGUCAUGCAGGCCAAUCACGGCAUCAAGAAGGUUUACCACUCAUGCAAGACGGCUGAUCGCACAGUCAGUCAGGUCCCCAAGGUGGACGUAUAUGCCGCGGGGCCCCCAUGUCAGCCCUUCGCGAUGGGUGGCAACCAGAGCGGGGAGGGUGACAGCCGGGGCCAGAUCAUCUUGGACUGCGCCGUCUACAUCACCACUCAGAAGCCCGCCUGCUUCGUGAUCGAAGAAGCGCCCACUCUCAUGGGCAAACACAGGAAGACCCUGAACAAGUUCGUGGACCGCAUCCGGCAGGGGGCCAUCUCCAAGAAUGGCGAGUCCCUCUACGAGGUGGAGUAUCGCAAGGUGAACUCGGAUGACCACGGGCUCCCGACCACGAGGGCUCGGACCUACAUCGUGGGAUGGUUGCGCAGCCGAUCGAAGGGCCAAACGUUUGAAUGGCCCACCACUUUACCACUGAAACGCGUGGCGGACUUCAUCGACCCGACGCUGCCAGCCAACAUCCCUACCGACAUGACCUGCCUGAACAACCUCGCCCGCCUGCUUGGCGUUGUCAAGGAUGCGGGCUACGACCUUGCGAAGGACGACAUCAUUUUGGACGUGUACCAGUCCGAGAACUUCGGCGACAAUUGGCAAGUCGGCAAACUCCCGACUCUGACUAGGACCAGGGCGGGUGCCGGCGGCUACUACCUGACCCGCCACUCCCGCAUGAUGGACACGACCGAGAUGUUGGCUAUCCAGGGCUUCCCAAAAGGCCGCCUGAACUGGAAAGGUCUGCUCACGGAGAAGGGCCGCAAGGUGACGGAUCGCCAGUUCAACCUAAUGAUCGGCAACACGAUGAGUGUGCCCGUAGUCGGCCGUCUGAUGCUCAAACUCCUCAUCCUCGUCGGCAAGCUCGACAAGAGUACGCCCGACCCGUGGUGCGACGCAGUGUAG